UCCCCCAGCUCUCCCCGGAGCACCCCCCGGCUCACCUCAGCCCGACCUCCCCCAGCUCCAGGGAAGAUGCUCAACGUUCUGGAUUUCUCCUGCCCGGACCCGUUUUACUCCAAGUACGAAGAGAUCUGCGAGAUGAAAACCGGAGACCUGCAGGGUUUGGAGCAACCUGAGCAGCAACUUUUGGCAGAGGCUGAUUUUCUCGGAGGUGAGCUGCUGGGCACCCCAAUAAACGGCGGGGUGGUGGAUUACCCCCUCCUGGGCAGCCAGCCCUCCCCUUCACUCAGCUACACCGGCAGCUUCUUCAUCAAGGCAGUACCAGAGCAUCCCCAGGACCAGGAAUCCCUCUUCAACCUGAUGUCUGGAAUCCUGGGCAUCUCCCCCUUCUCCUCCUCUGAAGGCCACCAAAGGCACCUGGAUGCUCUUUACCCCUGUCCUGAGGUGGCUCAGAGCCAGCUGGACCUUUACACCACCUGCCAACCCGAAAUGAACGGAUCCACCCAAAAUCCCUUCCCGGAGCAGGGCUACGGCAGCUUCUCCACACCCGAGGAUGCUCAACCCCUCCAGGCACAACCCACCUUAGGAAACACCUCGCAGUGCUUCUUCCAACCCAAGCUCCUGGACACCAAGCAGGACAUCAAGCUGCCCUCCGAUUCCCCACCUCUGGACAAAUUUAAAGCCUCCUGCGCCCAGUGGGAGCCAGUCACCCAACAUCAGGCCUACUUGCCCACGGGCUACCAUUCCCCUGAAGCUUUCCCAGCUGAGGAAAGCAGCCAGGGGUUGUUCCACCCGCUGGGUUCCAAGAUGGAGAACGUCUUGUCCAUCAGCUGCCAGUCGGAGCUCGGCAGCCUGGCAGAAGAUGCCGCCUGCUUCGGCACCCAUCUGGGCUUCGGCUGCGAGCCAGAAACCUUCCCGGCCCGCGGGGACUUCGCCGACGCCAAGAUCCACAACCUCCCUCCGCCGCUAAUGCCGGAGUUUGACACCUCGCUGGCUCAGCCCGAAGUCCUGCCGGGUCUGAUGAGCUCUGCCGAGCUCCUCCAUCCUCACCUGUCACCUUCUGUCCCUGCCACGGACUUUUUGGGCCACCCCACGUCUUCCUCCAUCCCUUCCCUGCUGCCCACCAACCCUCCAGCUUUGGCCGAGCCCAAGAAGAAGACUCGGCGGACCAAGUGCUCUUCCAAAUGCUUCUGCCCGAAACCCCACGAGAAAGCUUUCGCCUGCCCGGUGGAAAACUGCAUCCGGAGCUUCGCUCGCUCGGAUGAGCUCAACCGGCACCUCCGCAUCCACACGGGACACAAACCCUUCCAGUGCCGCAUCUGCCUGAGGAACUUCAGCCGCAGCGACCACCUCACCACCCACAUCCGCACCCACACCGGCGAGAAGCCCUUCUCCUGCGACACCUGCGGCCGCCGCUUCGCCAGGAGCGACGAGAAGAAGCGACACAGCAAAGUCCACCUGAAGCAAAAAGCCCGGACGGAGGAGAAACUCAAAGGUUUGGGUUUCUUCUCGGUGGGUCUCUCCUUCGGGACACUAUGAAAGCCCAAGCUGAGCGCUGGGAGAUGGUGUUUCCCGAGGUUGCCCCGAGCAUCUCACGGGAGAGCCGGGGUGGGAAUGUCCUCCUGGGGUGGCCCUGGAGAAGACAACGGCAGAUCGGGCUGUGCCGGGGAGGAGAAGAGCACGUGGGGAGGCAGAGACAAUGUGCUGGACCGCUGGUUGCGGAGGUGGGAUGUGGCAGCUCCGGCCGUCUCCAAACCGCAGGGACUGAGCCAUUUUUAUAGCUCCUGUGCCACGGAGAGGAAAAAAACCCACAUGUACAGAAAGAAAUCGCCACCAAAAUGGGCUUUUAUACACCCAAACCCACGGACAUUCUGUGUUUGUAGCGGCCUGACUGGGAUUUCCCCGGCCAGCACUUUACGUGGAGCUCCUGACCAGUUGUUUACUGGUCAGCACUGGUCCGGGGCUGCGGCUGCAUCGACCCAUUCUCCCGAAGGAGGGAGAUGCUGCCGGGCUCCGGCAACUGAUGCAUAACGCUCCCUUUGGAAAGGUGAUGUCAUUAUUAUUAUUAUUAUUUUCCUGUUUGUAAAAAGAAUCUAUCAGGAAUAUUAUAGAAUUGUCUCUAUUUUUCUAAUUAAAAAUUUGAGCUAAUCAAAGAUGUUGCUGGGGUUGCUCUU
Columba livia (rock pigeon) is the source of this 2168-nucleotide messenger RNA. RefSeq names its product early growth response 4 (gene EGR4). Gene Ontology annotation, molecular function: RNA polymerase II cis-regulatory region sequence-specific DNA binding; DNA-binding transcription factor activity, RNA polymerase II-specific. NCBI's taxonomy places the organism in Eukaryota, Metazoa, Chordata, Aves, Columbiformes, Columbidae. The record is from RefSeq and is a predicted model, not a curated record. Gene Ontology annotation, biological process: regulation of transcription by RNA polymerase II. Bases 67 to 1533 code for a protein of 488 amino acids. The transcript is spliced from 2 exons.